Phyllotreta striolata is the source of this 1484-nucleotide messenger RNA. NCBI's taxonomy places the organism in Eukaryota, Metazoa, Arthropoda, Insecta, Coleoptera, Chrysomelidae. The record is from the annotation of a GenBank genome assembly.
GUUUUGGUAUACUUAAUGAGGGUUUAUUGAAUACGUUUCUAUGAAAAUCCUCUAUAUUGAUUUGCUUCGGGAUUAGGACAUUAGGAUAAAUUCCUAAUUUCAAAAUAGUAAAUUUAGUUGUGGCUUGUUCGUCUUGUGAUUCUGUAGUGUCUAGUUGACUUUUAAAGUACUCGGUGAAGAUUCAAAAUGUCUUUUUCAAAAGCUAAAAGAUUUGACUAUAAAGAACCAGAUUUUCAAGUAUCACCAGCCGACUUUAAUCUAUCUCUACCUUUGAUAAAACCAGCUCACCAAUUCUCCAAAUCAAGAAGAAUCUACCAACCACGUCAAUACUGUAAAUGUAGAAAAAUUACAGUAGCACCGUUGACAGAUAAUAAUUUAACAUACACCAAAAACUCAGCAAAUUCGAGUGUUAGUAAUGGACUUUGCGAUUCUUCAACUCCACGUAGACGAAGAUUCUCGCAAUUGAACAUCUACAAAAUCAAAGAAAAAAUCAUCAGUCUGAACGAGAAGGAUAUUUUCUGUAACUGUGUAGAGGCCAAGCGCAAUUCUAAUACUCCCAUUAAGAGCGUCAAGAGCAUCAAAAGCCUCAUAGAUAAAUUCGAAAAUGGCCAAAGAGAUCCAAUUUUCUUCACCAGCGAGGAAUAUAUAGACGACGAUUAUUACAGCUAUACGAGUUCCAACGAAUUGGAGGAAGCGAAUACGACAGAACAAAUGGAUCAGAAUUUCUCGGAGAUAUUCAAUUUCGAUAAACUCACGCUGAAAAACACAAACGACCCGAUUCAACGCAACGUUUUAGAUGUGCAAGUCAAAACCGAUUUACCCACCAAUAAUCGACAGCUCUCAGAGGAACAUAAUUUAAGCACGGGCAGCAGUAACGAAUGUUUCGACAUGAUUAAACUGAUCAUAUCACAGGCGAUCGACGAUCUCAGAAAAGAAUACGAGACCAAACAUGCAGUCACAUCAAACGCUAUCGACACUCUGCUAAACUUCAUCUAUAACAUGAAACUGACCUUAGAAGACGCCAAGGAAGAGCUGAGGAGGAAAUGCGAAGACGUUUCUAACGAUUUGUUCGUACGCAUCGUCGAAUAUUUGAAUCAGUUCGAUACCUGUCAAAUAUUCGACGAUGAUGUUACAAUUCGGGAAAUCAGUUCUGAUGAUGUCAACAGACACCACGUUUUCUCGGACCAUCUUCAAUCGGCUCAGAUGGAAUUGAACCUCUUGAACAAAGACAAGAUGAAUAUUUCGAUCAAAUGCGAAGAUACAUACGAGAAGUUGCGGAUGCAGACAUCAAACAUCGACUUUCUUCAAAAAGAAAUAGAAGAAAUCAAACAAUCUCUAUGAAAAAAUAAGUAAUUAACGUUGUUUAUGUAGUUGUUAAUGUAGUUUACAUCAGUAGUUAGUAAAGUUAAGUAUGAUUUAACCCGAUGAUUAUAAACAUUAAAACAAAUAUGAGAAAAAAAUGAUUUUUAUUUCCUUGAAACUAA